Nycticebus coucang (slow loris) is the source of this 5863-nucleotide messenger RNA. RefSeq names its product recombination signal binding protein for immunoglobulin kappa J region (gene RBPJ). Bases 493 to 2013 code for a protein of 506 amino acids. Gene Ontology annotation, cellular component: MAML1-RBP-Jkappa- ICN1 complex; nucleus. The record is from RefSeq and is a predicted model, not a curated record. Gene Ontology annotation, molecular function: RNA polymerase II cis-regulatory region sequence-specific DNA binding; DNA-binding transcription activator activity, RNA polymerase II-specific. Gene Ontology annotation, biological process: regulation of transcription by RNA polymerase II; Notch signaling pathway. The transcript is spliced from 13 exons. NCBI's taxonomy places the organism in Eukaryota, Metazoa, Chordata, Mammalia, Primates, Lorisidae.
GCAGCGAGCAGGAUCCCCUACACCGCGGGCGGCGCGAGGCGUCUGGCUCUUCGCGGUGGUUGCGAGGGGAAAAGCAGCGCGGGGGCUGGGUGGAAUCAAGGAGUGAGGAAAAAAGGAAGGGGCGGGGGAGAGGGACCAGGCAAGGCGUCGGGGGGAAUCUCGCGAGGGUUGGAGUUUUGGCGAGAGUUUGUGGAAGAUGGCGCCUGUUGUGACAGGUCAUUGAAAUUAUGAGACUAUCAUUCAAAUGGAAGCAUUAUAGUUCUUCGGAACCAUUAUGAUCUCAAAAUGAAAGGAGAAUGAUACAGAUACACUGGCUGAGGUGUUUUGAGGUGCAUCGAAGUGUUCCAAGCUGGGACUUACCUUAACAUGUUCUUGAAGUACCAUGGCCUGGAUUAAAAGACUGGUUGUGUAUAGAAGCAGAUGUACCUGGUGUGGGAGUAAACAAUAUUGUACCUCCUCUGUGAGCAGAAAGGAAGUAUGUAUAUAUAGACAAUGUGCAUGCAAGGUUUUUACUUACUUGAAAAUUCUAAUGGAUUGGAGGAUAUGCGGAGCCUCAAUACUAUUUACAGGAAAUUUGGUGAGCGGCCUCCACCUAAACGACUCACUAGGGAAGCUAUGCGAAAUUAUUUAAAAGAGCGAGGGGAUCAAACAGUACUUAUUCUUCAUGCAAAAGUUGCGCAGAAGUCAUAUGGAAAUGAAAAAAGGUUUUUUUGCCCUCCUCCUUGUGUAUAUCUUAUGGGCAGUGGCUGGAAGAAAAAAAAAGAACAAAUGGAGCGUGAUGGUUGUUCUGAACAAGAGUCUCAACCGUGUGCAUUUAUUGGAAUAGGGAAUAGUGACCAAGAGAUGCAGCAGCUAAACUUGGAAGGAAAGAACUAUUGCACAGCUAAAACAUUGUACAUAUCUGAUUCAGACAAGAGAAAGCACUUCAUGUUGUCUGUAAAGAUGUUCUAUGGCAACAGCGACGACAUUGGUGUGUUCCUCAGUAAGCGGAUAAAAGUCAUCUCCAAACCUUCCAAAAAGAAGCAGUCAUUGAAAAAUGCUGACUUGUGCAUUGCCUCAGGAACAAAGGUGGCUUUGUUUAAUCGACUUCGAUCCCAGACAGUUAGUACCAGAUACUUGCAUGUAGAAGGAGGUAAUUUCCAUGCCAGUUCACAACAGUGGGGAGCAUUUUACAUUCAUCUCUUGGAUGAUGAUGAAUCAGAAGGAGAAGAAUUCACAGUCAGAGAUGGCUACAUCCAUUAUGGACAGACGGUCAAACUUGUGUGUUCAGUUACUGGCAUGGCACUCCCAAGAUUGAUAAUCAGGAAAGUUGAUAAGCAGACGGCAUUACUGGACGCAGAUGACCCUGUGUCACAACUCCAUAAAUGUGCAUUUUACCUUAAGGACACAGAAAGAAUGUACUUGUGCCUUUCUCAAGAGAGAAUAAUUCAGUUUCAGGCCACUCCAUGCCCGAAAGAACCAAAUAAAGAGAUGAUAAAUGAUGGCGCUUCCUGGACAAUCAUUAGUACAGAUAAGGCAGAGUAUACGUUUUAUGAGGGGAUGGGUCCUGUCUUGGCCCCUGUCACCCCUGUGCCUGUCGUAGAGAGUCUUCAGUUGAAUGGUGGUGGAGACGUAGCAAUGCUUGAACUCACGGGACAGAAUUUCACUCCAAAUUUACGAGUGUGGUUUGGGGAUGUAGAAGCUGAAACUAUGUACAGAUGUGGAGAGAGUAUGCUCUGUGUCGUCCCAGACAUUUCUGCAUUCCGAGAAGGUUGGAGAUGGGUUCGCCAGCCAGUCCAGGUUCCAGUAACUUUGGUCCGUAAUGAUGGAAUCAUUUAUUCCACCAGCCUUACCUUUACCUACACACCGGAACCAGGGCCGCGGCCCCACUGCAGUGCAGCAGGAGCAAUCCUUCGAGCCAACUCAAGCCAAGUGCCCCCUAAUGAGUCGAACACAAACAGUGCAGGAAGCUACACAGACGCCAGCACAAAUCCCACCAGUGUCGCAUCCUCGACAGCAACGGUGGUGUCCUAACUACCGUCUUUUUGCUAGGACUUAAACUGACUUGAGUGCGCAAAAAGUUGACAAAAAAGAGGGAAAAAAAUGAACCUUCUUUUGUGGUUUCUUGGGAAAACUUUUCAUACCAGGUGUUACUACUAUUCACAGCCCCGUUACCUGCAAGUGCUGAUUUGAAAUGCAGAAGCCACAGUAAAACACAAAAACAUCAAAAGUUACAAACUAUUGGAAAUCAAGUUUUUCAGCUGUUCUUUUGUUUGUUUGGUUGGUUGAUUUUUGUUUGCUUUUGUUUAAGUGGGCAAGAAGUAAAUAAUGUGGCUGGAAUAAAAGUUAAGCAAACUAGAAGAUACAAAUCUAACAUAGUUUUUAUGGACCAAGGAACUGUAUAAGCUUUAGUAAAAGGUACAUUUUCACCAGACCUUUUUUAUAUCAUGGUAUAUAGUACACCUUGUUACCAAAUAGGUUGUUCUCUUCCCUUCCCACCUGUGAGCUUUUGCUCUAGAGUACAUCCAGCUUCCAGGCCUGACCAUUCUUGUUUAAUCUAAAUAUCAUACUCUUCUAGGGUUUUUGGUCUAAGGCGGGAACUAAUUUUUUUUUAAGCUGAAAUCUUACAACUUUUCAUGAGUCGAAAUUGUUUGAUUUCAGCAAGUAAAAUCUUGUAAAGGCCUACAUAUUUUUUUUUAAGAUUAUAUGAAGUCUGUGCAAAAGCUUUAAAAAAAAAUGCCUCUGCCUUGCCUGCAAUACAUGCAAUGUACGUUAACUUAGUCUCUAUCCUCAGACACUGUUGGUAGUCAUUUCUGUGUCUUCUGUUUUUUAAAUGUAUUUAUAGUAGUUAUCCAAGAGGUUCUGACAUUUACAUGGAUUUCAUUGUGGCCAUUUAGUCAUCGAUGAGUAAAUGGCACAGAACAUGUUGGUGUUUGAAGUGUUCUCUCCCCGUUUCCCUUAAAUACAUCUGUGUGUUCCAGGAUUUCUUCAGGUUUUCUUUCCCUCUUCCUAAUCUUGUACAUAACUUGUAUUAUGUGUAAGUUAAACAAUUUAUUUUGAACUUGGAAUGUUCCCGGUGAUUUCAGCAGAGUGUUUUCUGCCUUGUUGGGAAAUGACAAGAAAAUAUCAUGAGAAGAUUUGCUACCAGUUGGUAGAUAGUGCCCUAAGGGGAGAAUGGGGAAAAUCUCAGUAAAAGCAUUUUUUAUUAUCUUUACUUUUUUUUUUUGGUAGCCUAGGCCAGAGCAUCAUUGUAAUCUCUAAAAACAUAAAAUGCUUUUAUUAGAUGAUCGACUAAAAUAGCUGGAAGACAGAAGCAGGUAGUUGUAAGAUUAUAAAAAUGCAAAUGUAAUUUAUAUUGCCAUUGAUUUCUCUGCCUUUUUUUUCUUUCUUGUUUUUUUUUCUCCAGUCCUGAGCAUCUCCAGGUUUAUUCAGAAAACGUUCCUUUUCCUUUUAUUUGAGAUUUGGUUGUGUUCAAGUUUGUGUGUUGGUUUUGCACACUAAUCUCAACAGUUUUUUUGUUACUUUUGUUCCUGCACUUUGGUUAUGCCUUUGUUCGGUUUCUUGGAAAUUGCAGCAGACUCAUUGGGCUACAUUUAGUACAAGAACCACAUGUAUAUGUUAUAGGACACAGUCUAGUAAUACAAUCAUCUUUCAUAGAGUAAAAACUACCUCUAGAUUGUGGUAAGCUUUUACUGUCCCAUAAAACAGGAGCCACAGUACCUUAUGAAUACAAAACUGUAACUUCCUACGUUUUCAUACAGAACAUUGUCUUUCUGAUGUCUUGGGCUAUUUUGAAAAAAUUUCCAUCUACAGACUUUUUAAAAACCGUUAUUAGUAGCACCCCCUCCCCCCAGCUUUGCUGUCAUUGUCACCCACUCUUUUGCUAAGACUAUGCCAUUGUAAAUACUCUUCCUCAUACCUUCUCCUUAGAUUUCAAGGGGAAAGUCAUCCGUAAAGCAUGGUAGGUGGCUAAAUCCAAGUUAUUGUGGUUUUCUCUUCCUGCAGGCCUUGGAGGCCCCCAGCUGCGUUUCACUCUAUAUCCUCUCCUCUUCAAGUCUCCCGUUGCUCUCUUCCCUCUUACAAACUAAUCCUGCCUCACACCUUAAAUCUGUUUCAAGGGCAGAACUCAUCGUGGCCUUAUCUUUCUUUGUUGUAAACUAUUCACUGGCUCUUACUUGCGAACUGGCUUCUUUCUGAGUAGUAUUUAUUCUUUCUGUUGAGUCACGCAGAAGUCAGUACACAGUGCUUUUGUUCAGAGUGUGGAGAUGGUUGUAGUGCUGCUUUCCUUUUAAGGGGCCACAAGUUUCCUCUACUUCCUAGGUUUGAUAUUUAGUUAAGAAAUCAUACUAAAUUAACUGAUAACAAAUGAGAUGCUUUUGAAAAACAAACUAUUUCUUACCCAGCCAUGUAGCUCAAAAUAAUUUUUCAAGUUCAUGGCUUUGUUCAAAUGAACUUUUGCUUUUUUAAUGUUUAUAUCUUAUUUUGGUUCUUUGUUUCUUUUAAUAAGAUAAUUGACAUGUCAGACUAUAAACUCUUUUCAUGUUUGUUUUUUUUUUUUAAACUUCAAGAAUGUACUUACAGGUAUUUUCCCCACCUGUUGUAUGCCAUUCUCACCACAGACUAAAGAGUGAAAGCGGUUUGUUGAUUGUAGCUUAUGGUUUAUCAGUAGUUCUUUUGUCAGCUGCUUAAAGUCUUUUUCAUGGAUUUGUGAAUCAUUUUCAGUAUGUAAUUUAUAGGAACCGUGUUUCUAGUUGCAGUAGACAAUGUCCCUCCCUCAGUGAUGACAUUAUUAGAGGUGCUGGCCAUGGACCCUAUGAAACUCUCUUCUUUACAGUGAUGAUGCUUCAGUUAUAAUCUAUUUAAUUUGUUAAAAUUCGGUUUUAGAAGUAUAUCUUCAUGCUUUCAUGAUUCUAUGUAAUUUCUAGAAAAUAUGCAUAGAAGCUGAGCCUCUGAUCCAAUAUGUUUUUAUUCCUUCUGUCGAAUUUAUCACAUAGAUUGGGAAGGCAAGCCAAAGGCUUCACAUGUAAAAUGCCCUUCAUAUUUUGAAUGAUUUUAGAGAUAAACACGAGUGUACCAUUUGCUGACUCUUCUCAAACAGUGGUAACUAAAGGCAUCCUCAUAUGUUAAUUUGUGAAAUAUUUGUCACUUUUACUGCACAGACUUACUUUUGAUCAUAACUGGUUAGUUUUUUUUUGUUUUUAAUGAAACUGAUACCAUCUGUGCUUUAAAUCCAACUUAGAUGGACGAAUCCAGGUUAUUACGCAGGCCUCACAAAAUCUCCAAAGCUGUUUUUGAGAACUAACCUAACUAGUCAUGUUAACCAGAAGAAUCUGUUGGGAUGGGAGGGUUCCUUUUUGAAACAGAAUGCUAUUCGAUUAUUAACCAAGUUAAUUUACUUUGAUUUCAAAAGCAGCUGUGUUUCUGAUGAGUACUGAACAAAUGUGUGUAAUUUUCUGUGCCAGACUUUUGACUUUGUUUUCAAGCACUGUAAUGUGGGAUGGAUGGUUAGAAACAAUAAUAUAUUAGGGUUUCUAUUUAACCCUUUCAGGACUGAACUGUAUCUCCUUUUAUUAAUUUCCCCUGUGUUGUGGUAAAUGUUUGCCAGCAUUCAGUGCUGUGUCGGUCCAGAUGUAGGUUUAUAUGCUCAUUUUUAGCUUAUUUCUUGUACCUUGCAGCAUGCUCUAAGCAUUCAGUCCUUAAGGGGUUUAUCUUACAAACUGUGCACCUGUAAGGUUUAUUAGCAAUAAGAUAGAAAAUUGAGCAAGUUUAUACCAUAAUUUUGUAGAAAAAAAGAAUCUGCUCAGUUCCAUAUUUCAUCCAUGAAAAACCUGCAAUAUGGGCAGUUUCGAGGAAUAAAUAAAAAGGAAAUGUAAACCAUUGUAAA